ACGCCCCGCCCCCCCCCCAUUCCCCAUUCUUCUAUCCUCUUCUCGCAUCUCUUCUCCUCUCUCUCCUCCCUUCUCUUCUCAACUACUUCUAUGUCUCCUCUUGGUUCAGAGACGGUAGCCAACAGGAUGCAGCAAAAGCUGCUGACACCCACCAAUAGCGACCGCCUCAGGUCUGCCAUCGGAACCGCGCCGUUCCUAUCCCCAGAUCGACGGUUCUCCUGUCCUCCGUACUUCGCCAACGAUGGAGAUUCCUUCUGGCCCUAUGCGUCGGUUAUCUCAACAACGGAAGAGACAACGACUCGCGUGACCCAGCCCACCGGCUCCGGGUCCGUGUCGCUCAACCCCUCUACCGUCUCCUUCGACGAGGAAGACCCCACCGGCACUGAGAACCGCCUCUACCUCGCCCGCCUUACCCUCCAGUACCGCGAGAUCGCCGAGCACUACGAUCUGUGCCUCUCCCACCUCCAGGAAGCGGCGCAGGAGGCGGAGGCCCUCCGGCUGGAAAAUGCCAAGCUCCGGAUCGCCAACAGCGAGCUCGCAAAGCGCCUGAACCUCCUCUCCGGGAAGCAGAACUGGCAGAUCGCGUCCCCCGCCGCCGGCGGCCAUCCCAUUCUGUCGAUCGUGGACGAGUUCGGCCGCCUCAGCGUCGGGGAACCGCCGGCGGAGACCAGCCCGACGAGCGUGCUGGCGUUCCGGGAGAACCAGUUCGCUAGGCGGGCCACGGAGAAGCGGGGCCUGCCGCUCAAAAGCAUCUCCGUCCGGUCCAAUGGGUACCUCAAGCUAAACCAGGGUGUCUCGGCCGCCAACCGCAACGACCGGCUUCGCGUCUCCAGCCCGGUCAUGGUCGAUUCGCAAAAGGUGUGCGUGGGUGGGGCGAGCAAGAAGAAGGGGGAAAGACGAGGCCGAGAGGAGGAUGAAGAGCGUGGAGAGGCACUGGAUCUGGAGGUGUACAACCAGGGAAUGUUCAAGACGGAGCUGUGCAACAAGUGGGAGGAGAGCGGGGAGUGCCCCUAUGGCGAGAACUGCCAGUUCGCCCACGGCAUCACCGAGCUCCGCCCUGUUAUCCGCCACCCCCGCUAUAAGACCCAGAUCUGCCGCAUGAUCCUCGCCGGCGACACCUGCCCCUACGGACACCGCUGCCACUUUCGCCACACUUCCCCUUCCGACUGCUUCCUCCUCCGCCCUUCCUAAUAAUUCUUAUCGACCAUCAUUAUCAUCAUAAAAUAAUAUCAAAAAAAACCAGCAAACAGAUGCCCAAAAAUCUCCUCCCCCCUCUAAUUUGGAAUAAAGAACCGGAAAAAAUAACAACAAUUAAAUCAAUGGUGCGGCCAUGUGAAUAUAUAUAUAUAUAUAUAUGUAUAUAUAUAUACGGGAGGCCAUUAAUCCAUAUAUAGCAAAGGAUUUCCACGCGGAACUUCAUCCAUAUUUGGUGGCUUUGUUGGUAAUUUGCUCCGUAUAUAUCCCUUCUAAUGAUGAUGAUAACUAUAUAUGUUAGUAGCAGUAAUUAAUGGUGAAGGAUGAUAAAUAUCAUAAUUGUAAGUGUUGAAAAAAAAAAGAUAGGUUUAGGCGGGUAGCUCGUCCAUCAGGAAUUUUAUUUUCUCAGUUUUAUGUGUUCUAUUAUUCUCAUCAUACUCUCAUAUCUGUUUCUUUCUUUUAGCUGUCAUAUGUUGAUUCUGCAGCGGGUGAAAAUUCUCCUGCUGAAUCUGUAGGUGGUGGGGAGAGAGGGAGAGUGAGAUGGCAGGUUGUGCUUCUCGCUUUCCUUUGCUUUGCAGUUCCUAGAUUUUUCUGUUACUCCAAACGUCUUCGCCAACCUCUUGUAAUUGAGAGACAUGGUUACCUUACAAAAAAAAAUAUUGCAUCAAAAA
Molecule: messenger RNA, 1865 nt
Organism: Elaeis guineensis (African oil palm)
Lineage: Eukaryota; Viridiplantae; Streptophyta; Magnoliopsida; Arecales; Arecaceae
Product: zinc finger CCCH domain-containing protein 9
Molecular function (GO): metal ion binding; mRNA binding
Source: RefSeq, a predicted model, not a curated record